Molecule: messenger RNA, 630 nt
Organism: Myxozyma melibiosi
Lineage: Eukaryota; Fungi; Ascomycota; Lipomycetes; Lipomycetales; Lipomycetaceae
Exons: 4
Coding region: 1-630 (209 amino acids)
Biological process (GO): mRNA splicing, via spliceosome
Cellular component (GO): spliceosomal complex; U2AF complex
Molecular function (GO): pre-mRNA 3'-splice site binding; metal ion binding
Source: RefSeq, a predicted model, not a curated record
AUGGCGAAUUACUUAGCAUCUAUCUUUGGUACGGAGCAGGAUAAGGUGAACUGCUCAUUCUACUACAAAAUCGGCGCCUGCAGACACGGCGACAAAUGCUCUCGAAAACACGUCAAGCCGACGUAUUCGCAGACAGUCAUGUGUCCAAACAUGUACCAGAACCCGGCCUAUCAGCCGGGCAACACGCUGAACGAGUCGCAGAUGCAGAAUCACUUUGAUGCCUUUUACGAGGACUUUUUUUGCGAGGCGGCCAAGUUUGGGGAGGUUGAGGAGAUGGUGGUUUGUGAGAAUAACAAUGAUCAUCUAAUCGGCAACGUAUACUGCCGCUUCAAAUACGAAGAAGACGCCCAGAAAGCGUGCGACAACUUCAAUUCGAGAUGGUACGGCGGCCGACCAGUCUACUGCGAACUCAGCCCGGUGACUGAUUUCCGGGAAGCUUGCUGCCGACAGCAUGAUACGCGGGAGUGCAUGCGCGGAGGGUUUUGCAAUUUCAUUCAUUCGAAGAAGCCGUCGCCCGAUCUUUUGAACGAUCUUGAGAUUUCGCAGAUGAAGUAUCUGAAACUUCGCGGACGAGACGCGCGCUCAGUGUCGCGGUCGCCGUCGCCGGAGCCCAAGCGCAGUUUCUACUAA